UUUUCUGCUCAGAAUUCUGCCCUGCUGAUGUUUGUUUUUUUUCGAUGGGAAUCUUACACCGAUUUAAUUGAGAAAUUUAACUUAAAUAGAGACCAACUGGCACGCGGGAACAAUGGUGAACGACUCUGGUCUAUCGACAGUUGACGACUUGGAGCAAAAACUGACUUCGGCCAAGCAGUCGCUGUUGAUCUUAAAUGAAAACAUUCGCCGCAUUGCUGGUCGCGUCCCCAAGGAUUCCCAGCAGAGAUCGGAGAAGUUCAAGUACACCCACGAUGCCAAGAAGAACGACCACAACGGCGAUCGACCUUUUCCCCGGAACGGACCAGGUGGGGUCUUCAAAGACAAGCGGCGGAUGUACGAGAGCAAGAACCCGAUUCCCCGCUUCCCCAUCGAGGAGAACGAGGGUCGGCCGCCAAGGAUUAACUCCCGGGUCAUCCGGGAAAUGCCCACCAAGAAGGAGGUGGUCGAGGCGCAGGGCACAGACUCCGAGUCGCGGGCGCGGAAUCGCCGGAUGUUUGGAUCGCUGCUGGGAACCCUGCAGAAGUUUUGCCAGGAGGAGUCGCGGCUGAAGAGCAAGGAGGACAAGAAAGCGGAGAUCGACAGGAAGGUGGAGAAGCAGGAACUCCAGGAAAGAGCCUUGCUGAGGAAACAGCGAGAAACGCUUUUCUUAGACAGAAAAAAAAAACAGUUCGAGAUCCGCCGAUUGGAGUACAAAAUGGCCAGAAUGAAGGACUUUAAAGCCUGGGAAGCAACCAUGUCGCAUGCAAAGAAUCACAUUAGAACUAAAACGAAACCACACAUAUUCUUCCGGCCGAAGCAGCAUUCCGCCCGGACGGAAAAGCUUUUGAGCAAAAGUAGGAGCGAGGCUGAUGUCUUCAUAGAAUGCAGGCGCGAAGAACUGGAAGUCGAGCUAAAAAACUUGGAGAACAUGAAUUUUGCGAAAAUGGAGGAUGAUAACGUAAUGGACGAAAGCUUCUAUGAAGAGCCUGACGAUGAUCACUUGGAUAAGUAGUAAUGAGGUGGAGUUUUCAAUCCGUGAAAAGAGCCUUUAAGAAAAUAUACUAUUUAUAUUUCGUUUGAACCCCGGCUAUUUCACGCUAGCUUUUAUAAUCAGAAGCAAUUAUAAAACGAAUUGAUAAUGUCGAUUUUGGACAUUCACAAAUAAAUACACAUAGCUUGAAAUGUUUAUUUUAAAAA
Drosophila subpulchrella is the source of this 1197-nucleotide messenger RNA. It is a transcript of the gene Pnn, whose product is annotated as pinin. The coding region runs from base 113 to 1012 and encodes 299 amino acids. Lineage: Eukaryota; Metazoa; Arthropoda; Insecta; Diptera; Drosophilidae. The transcript is spliced from 3 exons. Gene Ontology annotation, cellular component: catalytic step 2 spliceosome. The record is from RefSeq and is a predicted model, not a curated record.